Parnassius apollo (apollo) is the source of this 564-nucleotide messenger RNA. NCBI's taxonomy places the organism in Eukaryota, Metazoa, Arthropoda, Insecta, Lepidoptera, Papilionidae. The record is from the annotation of a GenBank genome assembly.
AUGCAAAAAAAUCAAUUGAAUGCAGUUAAAAUAGUGAAAAUAGUAGUGCCAGAAAUAAUACAGUACGGUGUGCAGGACGCUGUGAUUCUAGACUGUGACUAUACUUACGGUAACAACACAUCGGGACUGGUAGUGAAGUGGUUUUUCAGAAACAAAGCUAGACCUGUCUACCAAUGGAUCAUGUCGCAAAAGCCACAGGACAUGGGGAUAUUGAGAGGUCGUGUUGACUUAGCCUACAGAGCAUCAAGCGAUCCAUUAAAAAUGCACAGAGCACUCCGCAUAGUGAAGCCCAACACCGACAUCUCUGGUGAUUACACGUGUGUCGUUUCAACAUUCAUGGAAGAGGAUUCAAGAACUAGGCGAAUGAUUGUUUUUGUGCCGGAGACGAAUUUCCGCCUGAUCCAGAACAAGACUGACGAUGAUACUGUGAACGUCAUAUGUGCUGCGGACAGAGCGUUUCCUGCACCAAACCUCACGCUAGCCACACCUGAGAGGUCGUAUAAAAUCGAAGAUGUGUGCUCUAUUCAGCAGUUGGCUUACAAGGCAAUUGCACCUUAUCGCUAA